GUAACAGAAAAUAGAAAGAGUUAACAAAACCAAAAACUAGUUUUUCAAAAAAUGGUGAAGAUCGAAGUUGGAAGUGUGGGUGACUCAUUCAGUGUAUCAUCUCUAAAAGCUUACUUGUCUGAGUUUAUCGCAACUCUUCUCUUCGUAUUCGCCGGUGUUGGCUCUGCUAUAGCGUUUGACAAACUAACCUCUGAUGGAGCCUUAGACACGGCUGGUCUUGUAGCGAUUGCGAUUGCUCACGCGUUUGCUCUUUUUGUUGGAGUUUCCAUUGCGGCUAAUAUAUGCGGUGGUCACCUUAACCCAGCAGUGACUCUUGGCCUUGCCAUCGGCGGAAACAUAACACUCAUCACAGGUUUCUUCUACUGGAUUGCUCAGUGUCUUGGCUCCAUCGUCGCUUGUCUUCUCCUCGUCUUUGUUACCAAUGGAAAGGUACGUAUAGUAGUAGGCAUAGGAGUGGCUUUAUUCUAGUUUCUCCGGUUUGGAUCAUGAAUAUAUAUCAGCUUUGUAGGCAGUAUCGGCUCUAACAUUUUGAAGGCCACAAGCUUAAAAAAAAAGGGCUAAUUCUUCCCAAAAAAUUUUUUAAAGCAUUUCUACAAUUGUGAUAAUUGAACCCUCAACCUCACAUUCCUCCAUCAAGCAUUUAACCAGUUGAGCUAUAAGAGAGUUUUUGAAAAAAGAGGGCCGAUAUAUUAAUAACUACAUCCGGGGCCGCAAGCACAUGCUUCCCUAGCUUGUGGCUAGGGCCGGCUCUGUUUGUAGGUUACCGUAUUUAGGUUUUUAUUUUUUUUGGUUGGUUUUACGUACGUUAUUUAGUAGAAUUUUUACCGAUAUAGAACAUAUAUUUUCCAGGUUUGAUUUGAUAACUCUUAUGAGUUGGGUUUAUUAGGUGGAAAAUAACCAGAGAGAUAUAUUGUUGUUUUCCGGUUCCCUUUGGUUUGAAUCAUAACUUUCGGUUUGAUUUGGUAAAUCAUUUCUAACAAAUUUAUGAUGGGUUAUUGGUUCAUGGAUUUAUAAGGAUUUGGAAAUUCAUAAAAAUUAUUUGUUAUUCAAUCAUUGAUUUUAAAAUCCUAACUAAAAUCAUGUGAUAUUGGUUCCAUAAUUUAUAAAUAUUAGUUAAAAUCCUAUGUUAUUCGUUUUGUCAUUUGCUUUUAGAUUUCAAAAUUCAAAUUAUAUUUUAAAUGGAUUUGAAAGAAAAAAAAAAUAGAAGGAUUCAAAUCCAUAGAUAAACACAUGUUAUUUCAAAAUUCAUAUGUCUUGAUUUCAUUAUUAAUAAGAUUUUCAAAUCCUAUUUGGAUUUACAAAUCAAUAAACCAAUAACACAGUAAAUUAUCUAUGUUAAUCAAAAUUAUGAAUUUCAGUUUAUUUGGUUAGACAAGAAAAGUUUUACCAAAUUCGGUUUGAUCAGUAAGAAAAAAUUAAAUAGUAAAGUUUUGGUUUCACUCGGUUUAGUUUAUAUGACAAAAAUAUUAAAGAAAUUUUCACGUUUGGGUUAAAAAAAAGAUUUUGUCUCACAGUUUGGCAAAGUGAGAUUUCAUUCUCAUGUUUUGACAGUUACAACAUUUUAUGACGAAAAUGUCCCUAACGAAUUAAACCAAACCGCACAGUUACUGACCGGUUUAGUUUCUUUUGAUUUUUGUUGCGGUUUAAAAAAAAAAAAAAAAA
Molecule: messenger RNA, 1662 nt
Organism: Arabidopsis lyrata subsp. lyrata
Lineage: Eukaryota; Viridiplantae; Streptophyta; Magnoliopsida; Brassicales; Brassicaceae
Product: aquaporin TIP2-3
Exons: 1
Coding region: 52-468 (138 amino acids)
Biological process (GO): water transport; transmembrane transport
Cellular component (GO): plant-type vacuole membrane
Molecular function (GO): water channel activity
Source: RefSeq, a predicted model, not a curated record